GCAGUACCCAACUUGCACCCGACUGCGUAUCCGCUCUGUCCAAGAUGCGGAAGUCGUUCUCCAUGCUGUGUAUCUGAAACGACUUCCCAUGGUCGCUCGUCGGCUCGACGACGAAGAACGGCUGUACCUCACGACAGGCUGUAUCUACGUGUGGGAGGAGCGGAGUAGUAACCCAUUGGAGGCGACUGGGCAGGAGAUUCAGAGGUUCACCGAGGGCCGCAGCUGGGGCCCAUCUCGUGCGCGUGACGAUUUCCUCUUAUACUACGAGAAGGAAAGUGCGAGUAGAUCGUCGCUCAUGAUCAGGAACAAUCUUGCAGGAUCCUCGCAGAUGAUUAAGCAGACUUACUCCGUCUACGUGCACGACGGCGAAACACCCCCGCGAAAAUGGCAUCUCAACGCGUACUACACUCAGGAUUCAGUUGACCGUUUGAGGGUCAUUGAGCAGGUGCCCGAGCUCAAGGGCAUUCAGGUUCCUGAAGGUCGCUACGUCUGCGCUCGGACUGGUGGCACUCGCAGGAACCGGCACUCGGUUCAUUCUCCAUCUUUAAGCGCAAAUGGCCCCGCUAAAUCUCAGACUCCACCUUCACCUCACGCCAUGUCGGGUCGCUCUACAAGCUCAGCGUCGCGCGACAACAAUCAUGCGGCUAAAACAUCGCUUCCAACCUUCACAAGCUCGGCGCCUCGCAUCAGCGUACUGGCCAAGUCUCCCAUGAAUCCGGUCGCACAAUCCCCCGGUGCCUCUCUCACGCUUUCGGGUGAUCCACAUCGUCGACUAGCACCCCUGGACUAUCUGCGAAGCAUUCCUCCGGUCGCGCGUGACCCAAUAGACGACGAAGCCCUGAGAUAUAUUGUCGCCUAUUUCGCAACGCCAGAUCCCAGUGAUACACGAGAUUUAAAGUUGCGCAAGGAGCUAUUGGAGAUCUGA
Messenger RNA from Postia placenta MAD-698-R-SB12, 925 nucleotides. RefSeq lists its product as hypothetical. Lineage: Eukaryota; Fungi; Basidiomycota; Agaricomycetes; Polyporales; Adustoporiaceae. Gene Ontology annotation, molecular function: DNA binding. The record is from RefSeq and is a predicted model, not a curated record. The transcript is spliced from 6 exons. The coding region runs from base 89 to 925 and encodes 278 amino acids.